AUGCAGGCUCUAAGCUCUACCGAGUUGUUCCGCAGACAUUUAACAGAGCUGCCGGUGCUGUUUGAAGAGCAUUCAGGAUUGAGGACGGUGAUCUUGAACCGGCCUUCCAAGUUAAACUCCCUCACUUUCGAAAUGGUUUCUGAGAUGUUUAGGAAGUUGCAAAUCUAUGAAGAUGAUCAUACGGUCAACCUUGUUAUCUUGAAGGGAAACGGGAAAGCAUUCUGUGCGGGUGGUGAUGUUAUUGGAAUUACUUGCACCAUGUUAACAGGACAUUGGAGCUUCGGAGCAAGCUUUUUCAGGAAACAGCUCACUUUGGAUCACUUGAUAGCUACCUACAAAAAGCCUUUGGUAUGCCUCAUCAAUGGAGUUGUAAUGGGUGGUGGCGCUGGAAUCUCCAUGCACGGGAGCUUUAGAGUCGUGACUGAGAAUACGGUAUUUGCGAUGCCUGAAGCAUCAUUUGGACAUUUUCCUGAUGUGGGUGCUUCUUAUUUUCUAUCCAAGCUUCCUGGUUACUUUGGUGAAUAUCUAGGGUUAACCGGGGCACGGUUAGAUGGACCAACAAUGCUUGCAUGUGGUCUUGCAACUCAUUUUGUCUUUUCAAAGGAUCUUCCUCUUUUAGAACAAGGUCUCUGUUCGGUGGAUUCAUCAAAUACAUCAGAAAUUGUAUCUGUCAUCAACAAAUAUGCGCACAAAUCCAAUCCGAAAGAGGAAGUCCUCCACAAAAGAUUAAAGAUUAUAAACAAAUGUUUCUCAAGAGACACUGUGGAGGGCAUACUACAUUCUCUUGAAACGGAGUCGCUGGACAACUCGGCAGAGAAAUGGAUCGCCGAUGCAGUGAAGAAUAUGAACUUUGCUAGUCCGACUGGCCUAAAGAUUUUUCUGCGAUCGAUAAGAGAAGGGCGUGGUCAGACGAUCGAACAAUGUCUAGCUCAGGAGUUCACCAUCUUUUGCAACAUCAUGCGAAGGAAGAUCACCAAUGACUUCUAUGAGGGUUCAAGGGCACUUUUAUUCGAUAAAGACAAAAAGCCCCAGUGGGAUCCACGAAAGUUAGAAUUAGUCAAAGCGGAGACGGUGGAUAUGCUAUUCAAAGCAUUGGAGGACGACGAGGAUUGGAAUUGUCUUCAGCUCCCUGCACGACCCUCCAACAACUUGCUUGACCGUGCGAGAUCGAAGCUGUGA
Molecule: messenger RNA, 1179 nt
Organism: Rhodamnia argentea
Lineage: Eukaryota; Viridiplantae; Streptophyta; Magnoliopsida; Myrtales; Myrtaceae
Product: probable 3-hydroxyisobutyryl-CoA hydrolase 3
Exons: 14
Coding region: 1-1179 (392 amino acids)
Biological process (GO): L-valine catabolic process
Molecular function (GO): 3-hydroxyisobutyryl-CoA hydrolase activity
Source: RefSeq, a predicted model, not a curated record